Molecule: messenger RNA, 651 nt
Organism: Chlorella variabilis
Lineage: Eukaryota; Viridiplantae; Chlorophyta; Trebouxiophyceae; Chlorellales; Chlorellaceae
Exons: 8
Coding region: 1-651 (216 amino acids)
Source: RefSeq, a predicted model, not a curated record
AUGGAGAGGACCUGGGACGACGCCUCCCGCGCCGCGUGGGACAGCUGGAUGAAUGCCCGCGCCUACGCCGGCGGCAGCUGGAAGGACGCUCAGAAGGCGGCGGAGCAGUACUGGCGGGACACCAAGGGCAAGUCCAAGGAGGGCUACGACGACUUCAUGUCGGGCGUGUGGCGCAACUACGCCGCCGCCCGCGACUCCGCCGGGUGGAGCUGGGAGGAUGCGCAGCGGGCUGCCCGGGAGUCCUGGGACGCCACCAAGUCCAAGACCAAGCAGACCUGGGACCAGGCCACCGACACGGCAUGGACCAACUGGCUGCGUGGGCGCGCCGCCUCGGGAGCCAGCUGGGAUGAGCUGCAGGGCACCCUGAAGGAGCGGUACGAGGCCACCAAGGGCACUACCAAGCAGUCGUAUGACGAAUGGGUGAAGCAGGCUCGUGCCGCAUAUGACGAGGCCGCCUCUGGCGGCGGCUGGUGGGACUCCUUCUCCGACCGGGUGGCCUGCGGGUGGGACGCCGCCAAGUGCCGCGUGAAGGAGAGCCUGGGCAUGUCAGCGCACGCGGGCAAGACGCCAGAGGAGGUCCGCGGAGAGGCCCACGCCAAGGUGGAUGAGCUCUAUGAUGCCGCCACCCACGCGGAGAAGGCGGAGCUGUGA